ACACAUUCACCACAGUCCACAGGUAGCUCCACCGCCCAGCUCGAGCCAGAAGAAAAGCACACAUGACGACCCAGCAGGAGCGGGACGCGAUGACCAGGGAGCUGCUGCGGCAGCUGGUGGUGCUCAAGAGCACGGCGCGCACGCCGGUGCAGGAGGCGAUCUCCAGGGAGCUGCUGCAGCCGCUGCUGGAGUUUCACCCGCUGCUCGCCAGAACGACGGCGGUGAUCGAGAGGGGCGCCGCGGCGGUGGCGCGCGAGCAGGAGCUGCUGGCGGAGCUGGGGAUGGCGAUGCAGCUGCCGGAGUCGGCGUCGGUGCCAGAGCUCCGCGCUCGCCUGCUCAGGGAGGCCGGGCUCGCCGCCCUGGAGGCCGAGCUCGCCCUCAGGGAGACCAAGCUCGCGCUCAGGGAGUCGGAGACGCGGCUUGAUUUCUUGGAAUCUGUCCUUGAGUCCUGGGAAAGAAGGACCGAGCCGGGAAGAAGCGGAGAAAGCACCAUUAGCCGGCAGUAGUUGAUAGAUUGAGUGGGAGUCUGUAUGUACGUAGGACGUAGCAAUAGCAGUAGCUAGUGAUAGAUAGAUCCAUCUCUUCUUUCUUUUUCUUUUUUUUGUUGAGAUGUGAUGGAAUGGAAACAUCCCUGAAUGUCAUAAUAAGGGAGCACCUAGUGAACAGUUAGCUGAAAAGUAGAACGAGUUCUAGUCGAUUUUGCAGUGGCCUGAGCUGUUGGAUGUCAGCAGUGGUCUUCCCCAGCGAGCUCCCCAUCACCUUCUCCACCCCUGCUUCUCCCCCUCCGUGGCCGGCCACAGUGUCCCUGUCUUGAGCUCGGGCUCCGUCUAAUCCGUGCCGUAUCAAAACAGAGAAGCCUCCAAACCUGAACCCUGCGAAACCCGUUCUUCUCCGUUGGAGAUGUCAACAGUGAGACGCCUCAUCCCCGUCCU
Triticum aestivum (bread wheat) is the source of this 932-nucleotide messenger RNA. RefSeq lists its product as uncharacterized. The transcript has 2 exons. The coding region runs from base 63 to 506 and encodes 147 amino acids. NCBI's taxonomy places the organism in Eukaryota, Viridiplantae, Streptophyta, Magnoliopsida, Poales, Poaceae. The record is from RefSeq and is a predicted model, not a curated record.